Klebsormidium nitens is the source of this 285-nucleotide messenger RNA. Lineage: Eukaryota; Viridiplantae; Streptophyta; Klebsormidiophyceae; Klebsormidiales; Klebsormidiaceae. The record is from the annotation of a GenBank genome assembly.
AUGAGAAGCAACGAUCCCCCGGCUGUCAAGAGCGACCAUUUUGCUGUACUUACGAGCGGGAGGAGGCGAAGUGGUGCGCUCGGGGGAUCCGGUCCACUGGCGGCGGCUGGAGGCGGCCGACUCUUGCGAGAACCGGAUUUCGCCAGGGACAUCGACCACGCGCUGCAGACGACAACGGACCUAGUGGUGACGAAGGGCCCUCUCAACAACCAACUCUUCCCCGAUUUCAGCCGGGGCACAUUCAAAAACGAGACGGCCCACUCCGUCAUUGUUAGAAGUCGGUGA